Messenger RNA from Prunus mume (Japanese apricot), 1173 nucleotides. NCBI's taxonomy places the organism in Eukaryota, Viridiplantae, Streptophyta, Magnoliopsida, Rosales, Rosaceae. The record is from RefSeq and is a predicted model, not a curated record.
GUGAUGGAAAAGAAAGAAUAUCUUUUACGUACCCCCCCAGUUUGGCAACCUUUUUUGAAAUGAUACAAAGUAAAAUGUCUCUGUUCAGAAAAGAAAAAUUAACUUCUAAUGAAUUUUAUAAUCAGUGGAGUUAUAGGAAUGAACAUAAAAAGAAAAAGCUAAACAAUAAAUUUUUAAAUAGAGUAAAAACUCUCGACAAAACUCUAAAUCUAAAUAAAGAAUUUUUUGUUCUGAAUGUACUCGAAAAAAGAACUAGAUUGUGUAAUGAUAAGACUAAAAAAGAAUACUUAACAAAAAUAUAUGAUCCUUUCUUGAAUGGACCCUACCGGGGACGGAUCAAAAAAUUGUUUACACCUUCAAUCAUAAAUGAAGCUUCUAUAAAAAAUUACAUAGAAAGGGUUUGUAUAAAUAAAAUUCAUGGUAUCCUUCUUAUUAUUAAUUACUUAGAAUUUGAACAAAAAACAAAUCCAUUUGAUAUAAAUGAUAGAAAAUCAUUAGUAACAGAAAUCGGUUAUUUAUUGAAUUUAAUCAAUGAAUUGGCUGUAAAAUCAACAUCAAGUUUAAAUUUUCAAAGAAUUUUUUUAGUUCCAGAACACGAACAAGUAAGAAUUCAUUCAGAGGAUCAAUUUAAAAUUUUAAAUUUUUUAUUCGAUGCAGUUAGAACUGUUCCGAACGAUAAAACAAUAAAAAAAAAAUCUAUUGAAAUAAAAGAAAUUAAUAAAAAAGUUCCUCGGUGGUCAUACAAAUUAAUCACCGAUUUAGAACAACAAGAGGGAGAAACCGAGGAAAGUGUGGUAGAGGAUCAUGAGAUUCGUUCAAGAAAAGCCAAACGCGUAGUAAUUUUUACUGAUAACCACCAGAAUACUGAUGCUUAUACCAAUACCCAAGAAACUAAUAAUACUGAUCAAACAGCCGAAAUUGCUUUAAUACGUUAUUCACAACAACCGGACUUUCGUCGAGACAUAAUCAAAGGCUCUAUGCGCGCUCAAAGGCGUAAAACAGUUACUUGGAAACUUUUUCAAGCAAAUGUGCAUUCCCCUCUUUUUUUGGACCGAAUAGACAAAUCUUUUUUUUUUUUUUUUUUUUUAUUUUUCAGCCGGUAUGAAAAUAAUUUUUAGAAAUUGGAUGCGGAAAAACACAGAAUUUUCGGAUUAUACAGAGAAAAAAACAAAA